AUGAAUUUUCAAGCGGUGUGCCGUUUUGGCGGGCACAUGCUCCAGGACGCCACCACCUUGGCGCAAACUAUCCAAACCUACGCACGAACCAAGCAGCUAAACAGAGGCAAGGAGCUCCAUGCUCAGCUUCUACGCACCGAGUACCCGCCAUGCAUUUUUCUCGCCAACCACCUUCUUAACAUGUACUCAAAAUGUGGGGAGGUCGACUAUGCUCUCAAAGUCUUCGACAAAAUGCCUCAGAGAAACUUGGUUUCUUGGACAGCAAUGAUAACUGGGUUUUCUCAAAACAGGAGGUUCUCUGAGACUUUGAAAACUUUUUCCCAGAUGAGAGGUGCUGGAGAGAACCCAACCCAGUUUGCAUUUGCAAGUGUCAUCAGAGCUUGCGUGUUUCUUGGGUCGAUUGAGAUUGGGAGGCAAAUGCAUUCUCUUGCUUUGAAAUUGGGCUUGGCUUUUGAAUUAUUUGUGGGUAGUAAUUUGGCGGAUAUGUAUUGGAAGUUCAGGUUGAUGGCUGAUGCUUGCAAGGUUUUUGAGGAGAUGCCGUGUAAGGACGCAGUAUCAUGGACUUCAAUGAUUGAUGGAUAUGCAAAGAAUGGUGAUUCAGAGGAAGCUUUACUAACUUAUAAGAGGAUGGUUAAUGAUGGGAUUGUUAUAGAUCAACAUGUUCUUUGUAGUGCGUUAAAUGCUUGUUCUGCAUUGAAGGCUUGUAAGUUUGGAAAGUGUCUUCAUUCAACUGUUCUGAAGUUAGGACUUCAAGUAGAGGUUUCUGUGGGCAAUGCUCUGACUGAUAUGUACUCGAAAGCAGGAGAUAUGGAGAGUGCUUCAAAUGUGUUUUGGAUUGACUCUGAUGGUAGAAAUAUUGUUUCUUGUACCUCUCUGAUUAAUGGUUUUGUUGAGAUGGAUGAAAUUGACAAGGCUUUUAGUUUGUUUGUUGACUUACAGAGGCAGGGAGUUGAGCCUAAUGAGUUCACUUUCUCUAGCUUGAUCAAGGCUUGUGCCAACCAAGCUGCACCUGAUCAAGGAAUCCAGCUUCAUGCUCAGGUGGUUAAGGUUAAUUUCGAUAGAGACCCUUUUGUUUAUAGUGUUCUUGUUGAUAUGUAUGGAAAAUGUGGGUUGCAUGAUCAUUCAAUCCAAGUGUUUGACGAGAUAGAAAACCCAACUGAAGUUGCAUGGAAUUCAUUGUUAAGUGUGUUUGCUCUUCAUGGCUUAGGAAAAGAAGCCUUGGAAACAUUUACUAAAAUGGUAAACAGAGGAGUGAAACCAAAUGCAAUAACAUUUGUCAGUCUUUUAACAGGGUGUAGCCAUGCUGGAUUGGUAAAGGAAGGUUUAAAUUACUUUCAUUCUAUGGAGAAGAGAUAUGGCAUGGUGCCUAGAGAAGAACAUUACUCUUGUGUUAUUGAUUUACUUGGUCGGGCUGGAAGGCUUAAAGAGGCUGAAGAGUUCAUAAAUAACAUGCCAAUUCAACCAAAUGCUUUUGGGUGGUGCUCUUUUCUUGGGGCUUGCAGGAUUCAUGGUGAUCAGGAGAGGGGAAAACUUGCAGCGGCAAAACUGAUGCAGCUUGAACCUGAGAAUAUUGGAGCACGUGUUUUGCUUUCAAAUAUAUAUGCAAAGGAACAACAGUGGGAAGAUGUGAGGAGUGUGAGGAAGAAGAUGAGAGAUGGCCGCAUGAAGAAAUUGCCUGGCUAUAGUUGGGUUGAUGUUGGAAACAAAACCCAUACUUUCGGAGCCGAAGAUUGGUCUCAUCCUCUGAUGAAACAAAUUUAUGAAAAACUUGAUGCUCUUCUUGAUCAGAUAAAGGAAGCUGGAUAUGUUCCACAAACAGAUUCUAUUCCACAUGAAAUGGACGAAAGCUCGAAGGAAAAGCUUCUUCACCAUCACAGUGAGAGGAUAGCAAUUGCAUUUGCACUAAUAAGUAUGCCAGCUGGGAAGCAAAUAAUUGUGAAGAAAAAUUUAAGGGUGUGCUUGGAUUGCCAUUCUGCAAUCAAGUACAUCUCCAAGGUGGUAGGAAGAAAGAUUAUUGUUCGGGAUAAUAAUCGAUUUCACCAUUUUGCAGAUGGGUUAUGUUCAUGUGGAGAUUACUGGUAG
Prunus armeniaca (apricot) is the source of this 2082-nucleotide messenger RNA. Lineage: Eukaryota; Viridiplantae; Streptophyta; Magnoliopsida; Rosales; Rosaceae. The record is from the annotation of a GenBank genome assembly.